CUCAGCUGUGUUGUGUUGUGUAACCUCACGAUUGAAUUCGGUCCGGAAUGGAAUGCGCUCGUAAAUUUUUACGUGUUUUGCCAAAAAAUCCGCAAUUAUUUAAACGCAGCUUAGCCAUGAGCUCUUCGAGUCGUGCAAAGGAGGCAAUAGAACAAUUGAAAGAGACUAAUCCCUACUACAACAAGUAUGCUGAUAAGAUUGCCAAAGCACAACUUACUUCAGCCGAGGAGUUCUUGGAUCGGAUUGAGCGCGUCGUUAAUCCCAUUAAGGAUGGACAAAGUCAAGCCAGAUCCUACUCGGAGCUAUUGAAUCCCAAGCAGAAGCUCGCUAAGGAGCAGGCUGAAGUGCCCCACAAGAAGCUAACCGACAUCAUGAAAAUGGAGCUGAUCGCUGAUAAGAACGCUGAAGAGAUAUCGCAAAUCUGGAUCGAAUACCACAAAACCAAGGAUGUGCUGGCUGCCACAUUGACUACCAGUCAGUACCAGACAUUGACUGAACGAGCCAAGGAGCAUCCCAUCUUUCUGCUGCCACUGCCGCGUAGUGAGGGCUUCGAGUUCAUCAUGUUGCAGUUCGCAGCCAAUUCUGUGCACUUUACGCCCCUUCUGGCCUACCAAGUGCAUCAAGAGAAUGCACCCGAGUGCCUCACUUUGGUGCAUUAUACCGAAAUGCAGGACAAGGGCAUUAUACUAAUGCGUGGCGAGUACGACACGAAGGUGCUGACCGCACAGGAGGCUCAGUGCUUGGCAAAUGAGCUGCAAAUGUUUUACUACAAGACAGACGAGAACAAGCUGAAACUGCUGCAGACAUUCACCAAGCGUCCGGAUGAGUUCAAGCACAUGGAUCUCAUAAAGGAAGUUGAAAACAUUCAAUUGAGCUAAACAAUUCAUAAUAAAAUUAAUAACAAAUCGUAAAAUGGAAACAUCAUAAGAAAAUGGCUAAGACUCCAAUUUGUGCCUGCUUUGGGCUGUCAUUUCAUUCAUUAA
This is a messenger RNA of Drosophila hydei, 983 nucleotides long. Its product is annotated as ATP synthase mitochondrial F1 complex assembly factor 1. Gene Ontology annotation, cellular component: mitochondrion. Bases 48 to 878 code for a protein of 276 amino acids. The transcript has 2 exons. Gene Ontology annotation, biological process: mitochondrial proton-transporting ATP synthase complex assembly. Lineage: Eukaryota; Metazoa; Arthropoda; Insecta; Diptera; Drosophilidae. The record is from RefSeq and is a predicted model, not a curated record.